AAAGCCUGACUGAGGCCUAUAGGAAACACGCAAAGCCUGAUAACACAGAAUCAGCUGCCAAAAUCAAACAAAAGGAGUCCAGACAGACUACAGUCCCAUUAAGCCUUGCUCACUUUACACCUAGGUGUGAAAGUCUGAAGGAUCGAACUCUCAAAUCCUAUUGGAUGAAACGCACAACAGAAUGCAUCCCUCAACCAUGAUGUCAUCCAGAGUAUAAACCCCAGAGAUUCCUCCUAAGCUUGCUUCGAGCAACAGUAUGCACCACGUCUAUUUGCAGCUCUGCUGCUCCCAGGUUUAGCCUCGUUGCCCAAGGAAGCAACGUACAUACCUGAACUUUGGCCAUACAAUCUUCAUCUCGCUGGAUGAGCUGAGAUUUCUCCGUGUUCCACCGAGCAUGCUAACGGAUCCGAAGGAGACCACUGAGCAAGCCGCGUCUCACCCUUUUGCCUGCAGAAGUGAAGAAAGACAAUUUCUCUUCCUUCUUCAACCAAGUCGACUUUGCUGAUUUCUCUGCCGACCCGCCAAGAAUCAGCUGCCGUACCGCAUGGCAACAGAGAGUGGAAAUGGCCUCCCGUCAUCAACCGAGCUUCGACUCAAGAAUUCGUUCAUGGGACACAAAUCUUAUUGAUUGUAACUUGGACCAGGAGCUGAAGCUUUUUGUUUCUCGACACUCUGCCAGGUUUUCAGCUGAUGUGAGAGGGCAAAAGAUUCUGCAUCACAAAAGCAAUGUGCUGGAGACUGUCGUGCUCAUCAACCCCUCAGAUAAAGCUGUUAGCACAGAGGUACGUUUGAUGAUCUCAGACACAGCCCACCAUAAGCUGAUUGUCCUUGCGGGACAGUGUUUUGAAAAUACAGGCGAGCUGAUUCUCCAGUCAGGCUCCUUUUCUUUCUCCAAUUUCAUAGACAUUUUUACAGAUCAAGAGAUUGGGGAGCUUCUAAGCACCAUACAUCCCGCCAACAAAGCCAGUUUAACCCUUUUCUGUCCUGAACAUGGUGACUGGAAAAACUCCAAUCUGGACAAACACAACUUGCAGGACUUCAUUAAUAUGAAACUUAACUCCCCAACCAUCCUUCCAGAAAUGGAGGGUCUCUCUGAAUUCACAGAGUACCUCUCAGAAUCUGUUGAGAUCCCAUCUCCGUUUGACAUGCUGGAACCUCCAACCUCAGGAGGGUUCCUUAAAUUAUCUAAACCAUGUUGCUAUAUUUUCCCUGGUGGGCGAGGCGAUUCAGCAUUGUUUGCAGUUAAUGGCUUCAACAUGCUGAUUAAUGGUGGAUCUGAUAGAAAGUCUUGUUUUUGGAAGUUGGUGCGGCAUUUGGACCGAGUGGAUUCUAUUCUAUUAACACACAUUGGAGAUGACAACCUUCCUGGUAUCAAUAGCAUGCUGCAGCGCAAAAUGGCUGAACUUGAAGAGGAGCAGUCACAGAGUUCCACAGCUAACAGUGACUGGACAAAGAAUAUGAUCUCACCUGAUAUUGGUGUUAUGUUUGUCAACAUGCCCCAGAACCUGGAUAACCAAGAACCGAACUACAAGAUCAGGAGAAUUGCUGAGGAGGCAUCUCUCACUCUUCAGUACCUAACCAAGUUGUCUUUAAAAUCUGAACCUCUGCACAGGAAUAUAGGGAAUACAGUAGAUCCCAUUAUACUUUUCCAGAAAAUGGGUGUUGGAAAGCUUGAAAUGUAUGUUCUCAACCCAGCUAAGAAUAGCAAGGAGUUGCUGUACUUUCUGAAAGAAUGGACUGGCAGUGAAACAGACAAAGCUGCCAUCUUGUUACCAAAUGGAAAGGAAUCAGAGCUCCCAAUCUCAUAUUUGUCUUCUAUCUCAUCAUUGAUUGUGUGGCAUCCUGCUAACCCAUUCGAAAAAAUAGUUCGUGUUCUUUUCCCAGGUAAUUCCACUCAAUAUAAUAUUCUUGAAGGUCUAGAGAAACUUAAACACUUAGACUUCCUCAAACAUCCUGUGGUCACACAGAAAGAUCUUUCUUCAAAUGUAGCCCCGACACUCAAACAAGCAAAGCUGAAACAUAAGACAGACAGCAAGGAGAGCCUUAAGUCCACAUCAAAACCAUCCCCAAGCAAAAAUCUUCAGAAAGAGUUACAAGAAGAAACCCCUGAAAAAGUAAAAAUACUUAGUAAAGCUGACUCCAUUCGUUCUGUGGAAACUCAAGAGCUGACACAAAAAACAGAGAAGAAAGAAAAAACACUUGUGAAAAAAGUGAAAGCUGGAGAGAAGGACAUUAAAAGCAAAAGUGAGCAAACGCCCAAAAUUGACACUCCUGAAAAAAAGAAAUCUGACAUUAAACAAAAAACAAUAAAAAAAGAGACAAAGAAAACAGUGGAAAAGAGUGAGGCUGAUAAAAAGGAUGACAAGCCCAUGCCCAAGAAAGAAGAAAGGGUCAAAAAAGAAGACAAGGUAAAGAAAGAGGAGGCGAAGAAGGAGAUGAAAAGACGAGACAUUAGGAAAGAUUCCCUUUUGAAGGAGAGCAGGAAAGAAGAAAAGAAAGAAACUCAGAAAGAUGAAAAAGAGAUUAAAAGAGAUAUGAGGAAAUCUGGAAGCUUGAAAAAAAAUGCCCCUGGGGCAGCUGAGGUGAAAAAACCUGCACCAAAACCAAAGGUUGCAACAAGAGGAAAAGGACCUGGUAGUCCUGCAAAAUCCAAAGACAAGGCUAAGUCCAAGCCCAUUAGAAAAGAUGCUGGAGAAUCAGUGGUAGCACCUUCUGCCUUAGGUGCUACUGUUGAAGGGCCUGCUACUGAAGCCACAGAUGUCACAGAUGCUCUUGAAGUAGAGAGAUCACUGAUGUCUUCUCCAGAGGACCUCACCAAAGACUUUGAGGCUCUGAAAGCAGAGGAGAUUGUUGAAGAUGAUGAAAUCCUAACUCAGACCAUAAUAGAAGAUUUUGAUCAAGGAGAAAUGGUCAAGUGUGAAGAAAUAACUCUUUGCAAAGAGUCUCCAGAAGCACCAGAGUCCCUGGAUGAAGGAAUAGCAACCACAGAAGCUGAGGAGGAAUGUGGAGGUACCCCAGGGGAUCUAGAAACAAAUCAAAAAAGCAAUGGCACCAGUGAAAAAUUUGAAGAUGAGGGAACAGGGCUGGAAGAGUCAUCUGAGACAGGAGACUAUGAAGAAAAAGGUGAUACAGAGGAAGUGGAUGAGCAGGAACGAAUAAUAGCCAAGUUAAAAGUUGAUGGAGAGCAAGAAGAGCAGGAAAACAUGGGUGGAUUAGAUGAUAGUGCAGGAGAACCACAUUAUGGGCAAGACAAAGAAACUGAGUUGCAGAAUUUGGUAGUAACCACACCUCAAAAUCUCUGUGAACCUGUGUCACCCACUGCUUCUAUUCAUGAUGAAACCCUGCCAGCAGGUUCAGAAAGUGAGGCUGCCUCUGAUGAUGAAAAUCGAGAUGAGCCUCCAGAAGAAUAUACCACAUCAGUACACACUCAGUCUACAAUUGAGAUAUCAAGUGUUCCAACUCCUAUGGAUGAAAUGUCAACUCCAAGAGACAUAAUGAGUGACGAGACUAUGAAUGAUGAGACUGAUUCUCCCUCUCAAGAUUUUGUCAGGUACGGAAUCACUACAGAUUAUGAACGAAAUAAACUUUCACCUCUCCAAGUUCUUCCUGAGUUAGAUCACUCAAAGAGUGAUGCCACUGAGGGGCAUGAUUAUCAUGCAUCAGCUUCCACGAUUUCACCACCUUCUUCACUGGAGGAAGACAAAUCUAGCAAGGAAUUUUUGGCUAAAGAUAAUUUCCCUUUUGAUUCACACAGGCUCACUGCUUCCACUACAACUUUGCCUCUUGUUAGAUCACCGUCAGGUGACCAAAAUGUGAACAUUGCACAUGUUCAUGCAGGUGUGUCUUCACCAAUUGAGCUGGGCACCACACUUUCAGGAAUGUCAAAAGGAAUAGACUCCUCAUACAGUCCAGAUGAGAAAACAUUAGAGGGUCCUUUAUCUCCUCAGUCCUCAGGUCAUACACCUUACUAUCAAUCCCCAGUGGAGGAGAAAGCUGGCACUCUAUCAACUGAGGAAUCGUCCAAGCCCCAGGGUCCUAUUAUUGUUGACAUCACAAGUGACAAAGAAUACUCUCCUAGAGAGGCUAGUCCUAUUGAUGAAGCUGUACCUAUGCCACAAGUGGGAAAGGUGAAAUCACCAAGUUAUGAAGCAAACUCUUUAACCAAGGAAGGAAAUUCAUAUUUCGAACUUGACCACAAGACCUCAACCCAGACUGACAAUAAUGGUAAAAUGUCAGCAACUGAUAGUUCUUCACUUACAUCUUCACUGCCGCCAGCUAAAGUAGAGAGUCUGUCUGAUACAAAUCCUUUUGCAACAUUUAAAGAGGACAGCAAAAUGUCCAUAUCUGAGGGAACCACAUCAGAUAAGUCUGGCACUCCAGUUGAUGAGGUUGUUGCAGAGGAUAUAUUUUCUCACAUUGCCUCUGCCUCAACAGCAUCCCUUGCAACAAGCUCUUUACCCGAACCUACAACUGAUGAUGUCUCCCCAUCACUACAUGCUGAGGUGGGCUCCCCUCAUUCCACAGAGGUAGAUGACUCUCUCUCUGUCUCUGUUGUUCAGACCCCAACUACAAUGCAAGAAGCAGAAGUCUCUCCAUCUAAGGAGGAAAGUCCUAGGCCUAUGUCAAUCUCCCCUGAUGUUUCAUCAAAAACAGCCAAAUUGAGAAUGCCUCAACAUGAAAAAAAAUCCCCUGAACAGUCCAUGUCAGUUGAGUGUGGCCACGAAUCCCCAGAACACUCAUUUGCAUUGGAUUUCAGCAAGCAAUCACCAGAUCAUCCAUCUGUAGGAGGAAUUCAGCGUAAAGCCACUGAAAAUGGCCCAACAGAAGUUGAUUACAGCCCCUCAGAUGGAGCUGAUGUCAUGGGAGAACAGGGCAGACCUGGGGGAACUGAGAAGAAGCCAAUGCUUUUCAAAGAGUCUGAUAGCACCCAAGUUACCUCUUCUUCCCCAUCAGAUGCCUCUCAGUCCACCCCAUCAGUUACUACACCUUCCCAAAUUGGGGAGCCAAAAGAAAUGUCCCCAACUACAGGUCCUUUUUCAGAGUCUAUAACUCCAAAACUGUCACCCCACAAUCAGUCCCUUUCUCCCCAAUCUCCUGACUCAUCUCUUGUUCUAGGUGGACCAAGUACCUUGUAUGAAGGAAUGGACAAAGGUAAAACAAGUCCCACCUCACUUUACCAUGAGAGCAGUAUGCCUAAAACAGAGGACACCCAACAGAAUUUGGAGAAAAUGAAGGCUAUGUCACCCUCAUCUCCAACUGUAUUAUCUUGUCUUUCUCAGAAGACAGAUGAGCUUAAAAUUAGCCUAGCAACCAAUCCCUUUACAGACUCGAAGUCCCCCACCAGUCCAAAAAUGUCAUCUCCAUCCCAACGUUCUCCCUCUUCCAAUCAGACAGAGACAAAAGAAAAUUUUUCCAGCAGCUCCACUUCAAAUUCCCACACCACUCAAUAUGGCGAAUCUACCAAGAAAUGUGAUGAUAGCUCUAGAAGGCCAGAUACCUCAAAUAAAAGCCUUUCUCAGUCACGUGCAGAUGUGGACUUGUGUUUGGUGACCUCCUGUGAAUACAGGCAUCCAAAGACAGAGCUUUCCCCCUCCUUUAUAAACCCCAGCCCUCUUGAAUACUUCAUGAAUGAGGAAAAUCCUCUCGAGGAAGAAAAGCCACUUGCUAAGUCUGGAGGAGGACAACCUCCACCUGGAGAAAAACAGCAGAGCAAGCAGUGUGAGGAAACUCCACCAACCUCUGUAAGUGAAUCAGUGCCCUCUCAAACUGACUCUGAUGUUCCUCCUGGCACAGAGGAGUGUCCAUCAAUAACUGCAGAUGCAAAUAUUGACUCUGAGGAUGACUCAGAAACAUUACCAACAGAUAGAACUCUCACUUAUCGUCAUGCAGACCCAUCUCCAAUUACGCCCAGAGACCCUGCUCCUGCUCCUCCACAUCCUGAUGUCUGCAUGGUGGAUCCAGAUGUCCUCAAGGCUGAGGAGGCAUCCCAAAAAGAGGAGGGAGGGAAACCUAAAAAGAGCAAAAUCAGCAACAAGACCAAGUCAUCUGCAACAAAGAGCUUGACAAAAGCAAGUGUCAUGAAAGAGAUGAAAACAUCCUCUCCAAAAAAGACUACAGAGAACAAAGAUGCCAAAAAUGCUACCAAUACCUCUGCAUCAAAGGGAGUGAAAAGCAACACUUCAGGAGGCACCAAGUCUAGCAGUGGAAUGUCAGUACCUAACUGUCCUCCAAUGUAUAUGGACCUAGUUUACAUCCCAAAUCACUGCAAUGCCAAGAAUGUGGAUGCUGAGUUCUUUAAACAGAUUAGAUCCUCCUACUAUGUAGUCAGUGGCAAUGAUCCAACAGCACAAGAGCCCAGUAAGGCAGUCCUUGAUGCUGUGUUAGAAGGAAAGAGCCAAUGGGGAAAUAAUAUGCAGGUCACACUGAUCCCAACCCAUGAUACAGAAGUUAUGAGGGAGUGGUAUCAGGAAACCCACGAGAAGCAGCAAGACUUAAACAUUAUGGUUUUGGCGAGCAGCAGCACUGUCGUUAUGCAAGAUGAAUCUUUCCCUGCAUGUAAGAUUGAGCUGUGAUUGUCAUGACUCAUGAUCAAGAUGUUAUAGAUGGUGUAUACUGAAGAACAAAACAAUUAAAAAACUUACUACACAAAAUUACAAAAACAAAUGUUUUGGAUCACAUUCCAAAUACUAAAUGGGGGAACCAGUAGUUAAAAUGUUUCUCAAUAUAAUUAUCUAAUACAUUUUGAGGCCUCCGAUUGUGAAAACAUUUGGAACAAAAGGAUUAUGCAAAGGUUUUGUUGACCAUGCCUAGAGUAGCGUUUGGUGUGUAUGAAACCUCCUCAAACACACCCACACAAAACAUACACACACUCACACAUCCACCCACACAAAACACACACACACAUGCGCACACACACAGUGAUGGUGAAUAAACAAUGUACUGAGCAGUUCCAAUAAAACUUAACCUAGUACUAAUCAUUUAAUCGUUUAAAAACAGUUGAUAAGUGUAUCAAAUCAGCAAAAAUAGGAUUGAAGGAUUGUUUUAAUGUGUUAGAAAGUUAAACUGAAUGUACAAUAAACAUGAUGCACUUAAUAUGAGGACAAUGAAUGGUGUGUAUGAUCCACAACCACAUAGAAGACACAAAACAAAUUACAUAUAUAGCAUAUUAUGCAAAGGCAACAUAAAAAAUCAUAUUCCAGCAGCACUGAGUUGUGUAAUACUUGCAUAAAAUAUGAAUGCGAGGCUUGCCACAUUUGGAAUUGCAAAAUAGAAUAAAGAACCAAUUUAAAGACUUUUGAGUAAAACAAAAAAUGGAAAAUGGAAUUUAUGGAACAUUAAAUUCCAUAAGUAAUACAUUAAAACCUAAAAGUUAUAUAGUAAACGUUCAUAUUUUACCUCUUCCUCCAGGACUAGCAAACAAUAUACUGACUUGUCUACUGAUACCAGUGUAAUAGACCUUAAUUUUUUAUGUGUAGGAGAUAAUUUUUAAAAAACUACCCAUCAUUAGCUUGACAUCUUGUGAAUUUAACACCAGCUUUUUAAUUUAAAUAGGUAAAAAUUAAAUGUUUGAAAAAAAUUGUUACUCAUCAGUCUGCACUGCUUAUUAUUUGCACACUUUAUGAUAUGUUUUAUCCUUUUAACUGAUUAAUACAGUUACCAAAUCUUACAAUGCCUUAUUUAUUGCUUCAUUAAUUUAACAUUUAGAAAUUUAGUAGUUGUGCAUUCCUAUGCAGUCAAUUGUGAAAUGAAGACUCUCACAGGGGGAAAUUAUGUUGAUUCAGAUUGUCAAAUUUAAAAAAAAAAAAAAAAAAAAUUUUAAACUAUUGCUUUCUCCAAAUUGAGUCUUUGAAGUUUAAAGCUAUUCAGCAUUGUUUGUCCAAAUCUUAUCCAUCUACAAUUUUUAUUUUCUUAGUUUGUCAAUGUUGCCAAGAGCCAUCCAGAUUAUGGUACAUUGAAUGUGAUGAAACAGAAAACUGUCCUUUCCUUAGGAAUCUUUUAUAAAAUUGCACUGUACUGUAAUUAUAAAUAGCUUGGUGACAGAGUGAGUGGCCGGAUGUGCAUGUAUAAUAUAUUGUACUUCACAUUUAUCUGUACUUUCUUUCACUGAGAGGAGAAACUCACUCUUUACAGCCAACAGAUCAUUGCAAGGAAAUUACUAAAAUAAUUCACAGUUGGAGAAACAUAAACUUGGACCAGGUUUAUUGCAUUUAAUCAAUAGCCACAGUCACUGAAUUUUUACCAUCUCAUUGAAGGCUGUCAGUGAGAUAACAUUUCAAUCACCUAUUCCUAUGAUGCUACCACACGAUACUGAACAGAUUUUACACAAUUUAUACUAGUAUUUAAAUUGUGUGAUGUCUACUUAACAAUAGAGAAAAUAAGUCUAAGAAUCAUGUAGUGAGAUUAUACAACCUGUUGUUCAAUCUUUCAAAUCCAUAAAUGGAAUUUAAAUAGAACAACUUGGUGCCAUUUUGGUCAAACUCAUUUCAACUGUUCAUAGAAGUACAGUACACUCGUUAACAAACUUCUUAAACUUCACAAUAUAUGUCACGAUUCAGAACUGGAAUCAUCUCUAAUUCCACGAUAACAGCAGCAACAGGCAACAGAUGUAAACCACAUGCUUCAGCAAAAUGCAUUAUUGUUCACCUGCAAGACAUCUAAAUGGCUAAAAACACCUUGCUCAUUCAAUCUAUUUCAUCUCUCUAUUCAACUAUUAAACACUUGUCUUCACUUUCUCCUCUCAAACCCUCACAAUCUCUCCUUAAUUACACUUUCAUGUGCUAGUAAGAAUAUGUCUGCAGUUGUGUAUGAAGUAUAACUUGUGAAUUUGCAUCUUUCCUCUUUUCAUUCCUAAUCCCAUAUCUAGAGUUAAUAGUCUCCAAUUAAAGUAUUACUUGUGCUUUUUCUGAUGUUUGUGUGCGAUAUCUCCUCCCAAAUCUGGGAUGUUUGAUGUAAAGGUACUUACAGUUAAAAAGAGGGAACAUCAACCCACAAUAAAUAGUUUUGUGGAAAAUGA
Messenger RNA from Myxocyprinus asiaticus (Chinese sucker), 9013 nucleotides. Its product is annotated as microtubule-associated protein 1B-like. Gene Ontology annotation, cellular component: cytosol; microtubule associated complex; dendrite. Gene Ontology annotation, molecular function: actin binding; microtubule binding. Gene Ontology annotation, biological process: axonogenesis; regulation of microtubule depolymerization; microtubule cytoskeleton organization. The record is from RefSeq and is a predicted model, not a curated record. Lineage: Eukaryota; Metazoa; Chordata; Actinopteri; Cypriniformes; Catostomidae. The coding region runs from base 564 to 6572 and encodes 2002 amino acids. The transcript has 7 exons.